AUGCCAGUUACCGCCCUGAAAUACGUUAUCGGCGCCGGGGUGGCCGUCUUUGGUGGAGUGGUGGGCUUCAGCUACACGAACCCCGCCUGGACGCAGCGCAGAUUUGACGCGAGCAAGUGCCCACCGUUGAAGUACGAGACUGUGCCGACGCGCGAAAUAUGCGUGCAAGCGCUGAAGGCGCACAAUUCAGUGACGAACCCGCUUGACGUGCUGAUCAUCGGCGGCGGAUGUGUCGGCGCUGGGUGUGCCCUGGACGCCGUCACGCGCGGCUUGUCUGUAGGCAUGGUGGACAUGGGUGACUACGCUGGUGAGACGAGCAGUCGCAGCACGAAGCUCAUCCAUGGCGGUAUCCGCUACCUGCAGAAGGCUGUUUUUCAGGCAGACCCUAUGCAGCUGAAGCUUGUGGCCGAGGCGCUGCGCGAGCGCACCAUCAUGAUCCACCAGGCUCCACACUUGUGCCACAGCCUGCCAACACUGGUGCCGUGCUAUCACCCGAUCGAUAUUGGCAUGUACUGGUGUGGUGCGAAAAUGUACGACCUCAUGGCCGCGUUCUAUGGUGGCACCCUGGAAUACUCUGGCUUCCUCUUUCCCUACGAGGCAAUGAAAGCUUAUCCGAAGCUGAGGAAGACGGAUCAGGACAACAACGUCCUCCUCGGCGCUGUCCGCUACUAUGACGGACAGAUGAAUGACGCACGACUCUGCUACACGGUGGCCAUGACGGCAGCUUGCUACGGCGCUGCCACGGUGAACUACGCCAGGGUCAAGCAGAUGGAGGUGGUGAAGAACGACAAGGGCGAUGAGUUGGUGCGCACCAUCAUCGAGGACAGCAUCGCGAGGAAGACAGUCCAGGUGUACAGCAAGUCUAUCAUCAACGCGGGUGGCCCCUUCAGCGGCGAGGUCGAGAAGCUUGCAAAGAGUGCCGAAAGGCAGCUCGACAUGUUCCCCGCCUCUGGCACACAUAUCGUGAUUGAUCGCAAGUACUGCCCAAAGGAGCGCGAGGCGAUGGUCGUGCCAUCGAACGACGGCCGUGUCGUCUUUGCCAUACCGUGGCUCGGUGGCUGCCUGCUUGGUACCACAGACCACCAGUGCGACGUGCAGUCCAACCCGCCGACGCCACAGGCGGACGUAGACUUCCUCCUAGACAACAUCAGACCCUUCAUCGGCAACGUGCCGCCGGAGGCAGUGAAGUCCGCGUGGACCGGCAUUCGCCCGCUCGCGAUUCCGAAGGCGCAGAAGCUGAAGGGCGGCGGCACGCAGAACAUCGUGCGCGAGCACGUCAUCGCGGUUGAUCCGAAGUCGCACGCGGUGAGCAUCACCGGCGGGAAGUGGACAACUUACCGUAAGAUGGCAGAGGAGACGGUGGACGAGCUGCAGAGGACUCUCAUGAAAGGCAAGGCCGACUUCAAGCCCUGCUGCACUACGAAUCUGGUGCUCGUGGGUGCGCGGAAUCUUGACAAAGUCGCGCCAACCGCUCCCUUGGGCAUCCCAGAGGACGUGCAUAAACACUGGCGCUCGAACUACGGUGAUCACUACGGCGAGGUGAUGACCGUUGUCGCGAAGGACUCAAAGCUAAUGACGCGCCUGGCGGAAGACUCACCAGUGGUGGAGGCCGAGGUUGUCUAUGCGGCUCAGGGAGAACACUGCGAGCACGUGAUGGACUUCAUCGCUCGCCGCACCCGGAUAGCCUUUGUGAACGUCGCGCAGGCGGAGCAGGUGGUUCCACGUGUGACGGAGCUCAUGGGGCAAGUGAAGGGUUGGGGGAACGCGAAGCGCAAUGCGGAGAGGGCGGCCGCUUACUCUGCCCUCGCAUCCUUCAAGGGCAUGUAG
Molecule: messenger RNA, 1827 nt
Organism: Leishmania mexicana MHOM/GT/2001/U1103
Lineage: Eukaryota; Euglenozoa; Kinetoplastea; Trypanosomatida; Trypanosomatidae
Product: putative glycerol-3-phosphate dehydrogenase
Exons: 1
Coding region: 1-1827 (608 amino acids)
Biological process (GO): glycerol-3-phosphate metabolic process
Cellular component (GO): glycerol-3-phosphate dehydrogenase (FAD) complex; mitochondrion
Molecular function (GO): glycerol-3-phosphate dehydrogenase (quinone) activity
Source: RefSeq, a predicted model, not a curated record